Messenger RNA from Dicentrarchus labrax (European seabass), 1430 nucleotides. RefSeq names its product RAB25, member RAS oncogene family b (gene rab25b). The record is from RefSeq and is a predicted model, not a curated record. The transcript is spliced from 5 exons. NCBI's taxonomy places the organism in Eukaryota, Metazoa, Chordata, Actinopteri, Moronidae. Gene Ontology annotation, molecular function: GTPase activity; GTP binding. Gene Ontology annotation, cellular component: recycling endosome. The coding region runs from base 288 to 911 and encodes 207 amino acids. Gene Ontology annotation, biological process: exocytosis.
AGCCCCGCCCUGCUACAGCAGAGCAACCUGGAUACACUCAACAUGUCUUGUUCAAACAAGCCAGCUUUCUAUCAACUCAGAUAGGGAAGGGUAGUUAAGGGCAGAAAACUGGCAACUGGCAUUCAUCUGUCAAAACAUUUUUGCUGCCAUUUCCUUUCCCAAAGCCUGAGGAACUGAGGGGCAGGCUGGUUGUGGUGUGAGUCAGUGUCAUCUUACAUCCUGCAAUCAGUUUGUGAGUGCUGGAGUCGCGGCAGUAAACUGGGGUGGCAACAUUGAAUGGACAGAAUAUGGGGUCAGAUGAAGCCUACAACUUUGUCUUUAAGGUGGUUCUAAUAGGAGAAUCUGGUGUAGGAAAGAGCAAUCUGCUCUCUCGCUUCACCAAAAACGAGUUCACCCAUGACAGUCGCACAACCAUAGGGGUGGAGUUCAGCACACGGACAGUGCAGCUCAGCGGCUUCACCAUCAAGGCCCAGAUCUGGGACACAGCCGGGCUGGAGCGAUACCGGGCCAUCACUUCUGCGUAUUACAGAGGUGCUGUUGGAGCCCUGCUGGUCUAUGACAUCACCAAACACCUCACUUACGAGAGUGUGGAGCGCUGGCUGAAGGAGCUGUACGACCACGCUGACCCCCACAUUGUGGUCAUGCUGGUGGGCAAUAAGACUGACCUGGAGUCAGAGAGAUCUGUGCCCACUGAGGAGGCUCAAGGCUUUGCAGAAAAGAAUGGUCUUUUGUUUCUGGAGACCUCUGCUUUGGAGUCAACUAAUGUGGAGGCAGCAUUCAACAAUGUCCUAGCAGAGAUUCAAAGAAAGGUGAGCAGUAAGGAAGUGGUCCGUGGCUCCAUCAGUGCUGUGUCCUUAAACUCCAGAGCAGAAAACACAGAGGAGCAGAAGCCUUGCUGCAGGAACAUCUGAUCACAAGGUCCUUAAGAAGCCCAGGGGCCUCAGGGUGGGCGACAGGUGAACUCCUCCUUCACCCACAACCCUGUGCUAAAGCUCGACGAGAGGCAGGCGACACGGCAACCAUGGGUGCCAAUAUUAAUGGUCCUCCUGGCUUAAGUGGCACUUUGAAAUGACUGAUUUACAGGUUUUACAAGCUACAUGGUGGCUCGAUGUAUACAAAAGAUGAUUCAUGUGAACGAAUGAAGCUGGAGAACAACAUCAAUCUUUUAACAGUCCCUGCUGACUAUUGAGCAUAGGUCAAAAAUAACACACUGUGUUACCUGUAAGAUGAUAUAUUUAUAAUCCAUGCAGAGAAUUGGAGUAACGUAGACGCACCAUAGCAUGUGUAAUGUUUAAAACGUAAAUGACACAUUGGCUAUUACUUUAUGUACGGACUGUGGGUCUUGCUAUCGCUGCUGUGUGUGUUCUCCGGCUGAUGAUCUAGGAUGAGUCCGAUUUCAUUUCUUUGGAGAAAUAAACGAUUUAUUGAGA